UAAUUUCUAUAUUUUAAUUGUUUUUUCUUUUUUUAAUUGAGAGUCUGCCGGUCAUAACAAGAAAAGCACAACAAACCUUCUCAAAAUCAAAAUCCAAUCUCUCUAUAAAAAGGAAAAAUCCCUUAAAUUGUGCCACAGAAACCUAAGAAAUCUCUGCUGUGUUCAUGGAGAUGGUUCAGCACAAGCUGAUCAUGUCAAUCUUCCUUUUAUCCCUUUGUCUGUUCGUGCCUUUGACCCAAGCCACCGACGUUAAGUAUUGCGAUAAGAAGGGAGAUUAUGAUGUUAAGGUGAAAGGAGUAGAGAUAACGCCGAAUCCGGUGGCGAGAGGACAGUCAGCCACCUUCAGUAUUUCCGCAACCACAGGUGAAGCAAUCUCUGGAGGAAAAUUGGUGAUUGAUGUUGCGUACUUUGGAUGGCACAUCCAUAGUGAGACUCAUGAUCUUUGUGAGGAGACAUCCUGCCCUGUGACUGAUGGUGAAUUUGUAGUAGCUCAUUCACAAGUUUUACCAGGAUUUACUCCACCUGGUUCAUACUCCCUUACUAUGAAAAUGUUCGAUGGUAACAAACGCCAGUUAACUUGCAUUAGCUUCGAUUUUAGCAUUGGGUUUGCAUCACCCAUUGCAGAUAGUUAGGUUUCUGAAGAUGUGAUUUAAAGUCUAUUUACUAUCACUGUAUGAAUAGCAUGUACAGAGAAAUCUUUAUGCGAUGUAUGUUACAAGCACAGCUACUUUAACUUUGCUGCUAUGGUUCUGUCUGUAAGUUGUGAGUUUUAAGCUUUAUCAAGACGAGGAGAACUCAUGGCUCUUGCUAUAUGUUUAUUUUAGUUAUCGUUGAUAUGUUAUGACUGCAAUUUGCAUGAUAAUAGGCUGUCUGAUCACUCUUAUAAUUUCAA
This is a messenger RNA of Jatropha curcas, 892 nucleotides long. RefSeq lists its product as uncharacterized. NCBI's taxonomy places the organism in Eukaryota, Viridiplantae, Streptophyta, Magnoliopsida, Malpighiales, Euphorbiaceae. Gene Ontology annotation, biological process: intracellular sterol transport. The record is from RefSeq and is a predicted model, not a curated record. Gene Ontology annotation, molecular function: sterol binding.